Scleropages formosus (Asian bonytongue) is the source of this 1125-nucleotide messenger RNA. Its product is annotated as ras-related protein Rap-1A-like. The record is from RefSeq and is a predicted model, not a curated record. Gene Ontology annotation, cellular component: membrane. Bases 115 to 672 code for a protein of 185 amino acids. Gene Ontology annotation, molecular function: GTPase activity; GTP binding. Lineage: Eukaryota; Metazoa; Chordata; Actinopteri; Osteoglossiformes; Osteoglossidae. The transcript is spliced from 9 exons. Gene Ontology annotation, biological process: Rap protein signal transduction.
AGCGGACCAGCUUGAGCGGGUAACGCGCAGCCCUCGCAGUACAUGUUGCAGGAUGGACUGCGCAGGUCAUGGAAAGUGGCAGGUUGCUGCACGGUUUGGUGACGUGACACUGCCAUGCGUGAAUACAAGCUAGUGGUGCUCGGCUCAGGAGGGGUGGGCAAGUCGGCUCUGACAGUGCAGUUUGUUCAGGGCAUUUUUGUAGAAAAAUAUGACCCCACGAUAGAAGACUCCUACAGAAAGCAAGUGGAGGUGGACGGACAGCAAUGCAUGCUUGAAAUCCUGGACACAGCGGGCACAGAGCAGUUCACGGCAAUGAGGGACCUGUACAUGAAGAAUGGCCAAGGCUUCGCUCUGGUCUACUCCAUCACAGCUCAGUCCACAUUCAAUGACCUGCAGGACUUGAGGGAACAGAUUCUGCGAGUGAAGGACACAGAAGAUGUACCCAUGAUACUGGUGGGCAACAAGUGUGACCUGGAAGAGGAACGAGUUGUGGGCAAGGAACAGGGCCAGAAUCUGGCCCGACAGUGGAACCACUGUGCCUUUCUAGAGUCCUCGGCAAAAUCAAAGAUCAACGUUCUUGAGAUCUUCUAUGACCUGGUUAGACAGAUAAACAGGAAAACACCAGUGGAAAAGAAGAAGGCAAAAAAGAAAUCUAACUGUAUACUGCUCUAAUUUUCCAGGAUGCUGUAAUGAAGAAUUAUUGCUCUUCUGUUCUACUGGAGAAAAAAAAUGGUCAAGAAGUGAUAAAUACCACACCAGUUUGUCAGCAAGAUGGAAACCAGAGAGGAAUGAACAUAUCAGAGAUUAUCAGCAUUACUGCUGCUGCUGUUGUUGUUUCUAAUUACAGUAUAUGUUUGACUGAAAACCACCUUCAAUUCUGGGCUUUCAAAUCUGUGUCAUCUUUUUGUGUAUUUUGUUUUGCUUGAACAAAUGAAAUUUAUCAGCGAUAGUUUAUUAGAAAACCACGGAUAAGUGGAGUUCAGUUGUGUAAUAAGUUAACCCUUCAAGGAGAAUGGACAGAUUGGUUUAACUGUACAAAAUUUACUUCGUAAAUGUUUUCUUUGCAUCUGUGGAUAAUAUCAUAACCUAAUGCUGUUUUACUCGUAAUUUUUUUAAAUAUUUGAA